AUGGAGAAAAGCGAGAAGGGCCCCGUUGUGACGGGAGAGAAUGCCUCCAACCUGCCACCCUAUGCAUCGAGCGACGAUGCCCAUCAAGAAACUGCUGAACGGCCGCUCGGCUUCUGGACGCGAAUGGGCUGCACACCAGAGUCUUUCAAGCGACGAACGCUUGCUGACAAGCACAACCAGCUGAAUCAAACGCUCAAGGGCCGACAUCUGCACAUGAUUUCGAUUGGAGGCAGUAUUGGUGCUGGCUUGUUUGUUGGUUCUGGUAGUGCUCUCUCCCGCGGUGGUCCCGCAACUUUGAUCAUUGACUUCGCACUGAUCGGUGUGAUGAUCUUCAACGUCGUCUUUGCCCUUGGUGAAUUGGCCAUCAUGUAUCCUAUCUCUGGUGGCUUCUACACCUAUUCGACUCGCUUCAUUGAUCCUUCCUGGGGUUUCGCUAUGGGAUGGAACUAUGUCUUCCAAUGGGCAAUUGUUCUACCACUUGAGCUCACAGUUGCUGCCUUGACAAUUGGCUAUUGGCAAAUACAAGUUAGCGUUGGUGUUUGGAUCACAGUAUUUGCCGUUGCCAUUGUCUUGAUCAAUGUUUUUGGUGUCCUUGGAUAUGGCGAAGAAGAAUUUUGGUCCAGUAUCCUGAAGCUUGCCGCUGUCGUAAUCUUCAUGAUCAUUGCCCUUGUCUGCACGUUAGGCGGCGGUCCAAAGAACGGCAUAUAUUCCGAAUACUGGGGUGCGCGUCUUUGGUAUGACCCAGGAGCAUUUAAAAAUGGCUUUAAAGGAGUGUGUGCCGUUUUUGUUACUGCCGCCUUUGCCUUCUCUGGAACCGAACUUGUCGGAUUAGCUGCUGCCGAAUCUAAGAACCCUGUUAAAUCUCUUCCCUCCGCGGUCAAGCAGGUCUUUUGGCGUAUUACCUUGUUCUACAUUCUUGGUCUCUUCUUCGUGGGCCUUCUCGUCCGAUCUGAUGACCGCCGUCUCCUCGGUACCGCCGGAUUUAUUGAUGUUAAGGCAUCUCCAUUUGUCAUUGCUGCCAAAGAUGCUGGUCUUAAUGGCUUUGAUAGCUUCAUGAAUGUUAUCAUUCUUGUCUCUGUCCUUUCCAUUGGCAACUCUGGCGUUUAUGGUGGAUCACGUACCCUGACAGCCCUUGCUGAGCAGGGAUAUGCACCAAAAUUUUUCACCUAUGUUGACCGUGCUGGACGUCCACUCUUCUCAACCAUUACCGUCAUUUCUUUCUCUUUGCUUGCGUACAUUAACCUUAGCGCCGACGGACAAGAAGUAUUUGACUGGCUUCUUGCAUUGUCUGGCCUUGCGGCUUUGUUCACCUGGGGCAGUAUCUGCGUUGCUCACAUUCGCUUCCGAUCUGCCUGGAAAUACCAUGGCCAUACCGUUGAUGAACUGCCCUUCAAAGCUGCAUUGGGAGUUACUGGUUCCUGGAUUGGCCUUGGUCUCAUUGUCAUGGUCCUUGUCGCACAGUUUUAUAUUGCUGUCUGGCCUCUGUCUGGCGGUGUGAACGAUGCCAAGGGUUUUUUCAAGCAGUAUCUCGCCAUGCCUGUUGUCCUGUUUUUCUGGGUCUGUGGUUAUUUCUGGAAACGUGAGGGUUGGCUCAAACUGAGCCAAAUUGACGUUGACUCUGGUCGUCGCGAGAUAGAUUGGGAGGCGCACCACGCCCAGCAGGAGAAGAUCCGAAACUCUGGUCCCAUUAAGCGCAUUUUUUACUGGCUCUUUUAG
This is a messenger RNA of Ophidiomyces ophidiicola, 1716 nucleotides long. Its product is annotated as Amino-acid permease inda1. Gene Ontology annotation, molecular function: amino acid transmembrane transporter activity. Gene Ontology annotation, biological process: amino acid transmembrane transport. The coding region runs from base 1 to 1716 and encodes 571 amino acids. The transcript has 5 exons. Gene Ontology annotation, cellular component: membrane. NCBI's taxonomy places the organism in Eukaryota, Fungi, Ascomycota, Eurotiomycetes, Onygenales, Onygenaceae. The record is from RefSeq and is a predicted model, not a curated record.